Messenger RNA from Oryzias latipes (Japanese medaka), 1257 nucleotides. RefSeq names its product activator of basal transcription 1 (gene abt1). Gene Ontology annotation, biological process: small-subunit processome assembly; endonucleolytic cleavage in ITS1 to separate SSU-rRNA from 5.8S rRNA and LSU-rRNA from tricistronic rRNA transcript (SSU-rRNA, 5.8S rRNA, LSU-rRNA); endonucleolytic cleavage to generate mature 5'-end of SSU-rRNA from (SSU-rRNA, 5.8S rRNA, LSU-rRNA). NCBI's taxonomy places the organism in Eukaryota, Metazoa, Chordata, Actinopteri, Beloniformes, Adrianichthyidae. Gene Ontology annotation, cellular component: nucleolus. Gene Ontology annotation, molecular function: RNA binding. The record is from RefSeq and is a predicted model, not a curated record.
CGUCCAUGAGCGUCAUUCAACGGCGACAGAUUGAAGCAUGGGGAGCCGGAGGUCUCAGCUAAAUCACACGAGUUGUGUUUAGUGCGCGUACGUGUCUUUUUGGGUCUAAACCGGUUUAUGAGACAAACACAGAAGGGUCUGUGGAGGGCGGAGUCCGCGUGUGUCAUCUCACCUGGAUUAUAUUUCAGUGCCGCUGCAGGAACAGAGUCCAGUGUGUGAGCCAGCUUCUGUGGUCUGCAGGGCGAGGGGAGAACCGCUUCAGCACAUCAUGGAUGCAGAUGAGGUCAUCGUCAGCUCUGCAGAGCCACAGACACAGAGUGAGAUGAUGGUGGAGGAGGACAGGAUGAGCUCAGAUCUGGUCGAGGAUGACGCCUCCAGAGAUCAGGCUUCAGAAGAAAAGGCUGCAGUAAAGAAAACCACAACUUCCUGUCAGGGCAGGAAGUGCGUUCCAGGUAUUGUUUACCUGGGUCACAUCCCGCCAAGGCUCCGCCCCAAACACCUGAGGAACAUGCUGUCCGUGUACGGAGAGAUCGGACGGAUCUUCCUGCAGCCUGAAGACCACCAAGUGAGGAGGAAGAAGAAGAAGUCUGGGCUGCGAAGGUGUGACUUCACUGAAGGCUGGGUGGAGUUCAGGGACAAACGAGUGGCUAAAAGGGUGGCGGCGUCUCUUCACAACACGCCGAUGGGAACCAGAAAACGCCAGCGCUUCUCCUCAGACCUGUGGUGUAUCAAGUACUUGCACAGGUUUCAGUGGACUCACCUGAGCGAGCGAUUGGCCUAUGAGCAGACAGUGUUGCAGCAGCGACUGAGGACAGAAGUUUCUCAGGCGAAGAGGGAGACCAACUUCUACCUGAACAACGUGGAGAAGAGCACUCGCAUGGAUGACAGGGGACGGAAGAGGCGGAGCCAAGCAGAACAGGUGGACACUAAGCUGUGGGAGUUUACACAGCGUCAGACAGAGGAGGAGAUCCAGAAUAAGAAGAAGAAGAAGCACAAUGACUACGUUAACCAGAAGAAUCGGGAAAAAGUGCAGCUCAUUCAGCAGAAGAGCCAGUCAAACGUGUCGCUGUUGUGCAAGAUUUUCAGCUCCAACCAGUCAGAGUGAGGUUGUGGGUCGCCUUGGAUUCCAUGGAAGUCAUAUACAAAUCAAACCCAGAGCCCAUCUCCAUGUUUUUUAUACCAGUCUGAACUGCUUCUGAAAUCGGGUGACUCAAUGGUUGAUCCUGUUAAUAAAAAUCCAAACUUGUAUUUAUAGCA